This is a messenger RNA of Vitrella brassicaformis, 2328 nucleotides long. Lineage: Eukaryota; Vitrellaceae. The record is from the annotation of a GenBank genome assembly.
CGAGAAGUUGAGAGAUUUGCUCCUUGAUUUGGAGAGCUCACGCCGACUGUUCGGCUCGUGCCUCUCUCUACUCAACAGUCACACACAAAGUAGAACAGUCGGAGCAUGGCAGCAAUGGCUGUGCUGCGUGAUGACCGCACUCGGCUGUAUGAAGAGGUCGCAUUGGAGCUCCACGAAAAGGAAAAUGGAUUCGCCAAAGGUAGCAACCUUGGAAAGACGAAAGACGAUUCGAAACAGCAUCCUGCAUUCACUUCACUCGCGGCCUCUUUUGAAAUCGCUUGCGCUCUCUCUCUCGCUGGUUGUCUGUCGCGGUGUGCAUUCCUCAUUCAGAACUCCGGGCCUUCGAGAAGCCGUCGAAAGGCGAGCCUUCUUGUCGGCGAGGCGAGACCGUCGAUUCCGUCACAACAGGUGGCGGCGAGGGAGUGUCUGAGGCUGACGGUGCGUCGCCGCUGAUAUCGCGGUGCGGGACGCUGGAGCUCGACAUGAGGAAGAGGGAGGCCUUCAAGCUCUCCCGCACGGCCAGUCUCGACUGCGGACCCGUCCUCGAGUAUGUCGAUGGAAGCACUAACGUCCUCACGGUCAAUGCACAACCUGGCAACACUGGAGGUGAGCAGACAGGGCAGAAACACAAUCACACAGACACCGACACUCAUGCUUGCUCGGCUCGCCUGUGUGUCAGGCACCGUGUGUUGUGAGUACCCAUCUGAUGCCGUUCGGCCGUCGUUCCGCAGCGGGAGUGCGUCAUUCGUGACGCUGGAGCCGCUGCCAGAAGAGGACAACGAAAACGACCUAGACGACGGCAACAAGGCCAUCGUCACCCGGGCUGGUGCUGGUGCGGCCAUUGGGGAGGAGAAUGGGGUGGAUGCGGCUGACAAGGAGGAGGUUGAUGACGCCGAGACGCGUGAGAUGCAGGAGCUGGCCAAUGAGUUGGUGGGCGAGUGGGAGGUCGUCCCGCAGCUGAGUGAGUCGCUCGAGACGUUUCUCAAGGGUGAGUGAGAGGGAACACACAUACAGUCUUCUCUCCUAGGCUGUGGUCCUACUGCAUUUGCUGGCGUGUCUUUUGUCUGUGCUUCUGCAGCCAUGGGCGUUGUGUGGUGGAAGCGACGCUAUGUCGGCCGGCUGGCCAUGUCCAUCUCCAACAAACUUCAGGCAAGCAAGCAGCGACGCACGAACUGACAGACAGACAGACAGACAGACAGACAGAAGAGCACAGCACCUCGAUAUCCAUUCCAUCACUCCUUCUUCCCUUUCACAGGACCCACUGCAUCUGCACUGCACGGCGUUCUUCCCGACUGGCCCCCGCACGCUGCCGCUGCACCUGGACGGCGACCCAUACGACGUCUCGGACCCCGACUGCGGCUAUUGGCGGGGGAUCUGCCGGGCUGGGAGCGCCCCUCACGCCUGGGGCUGCGGUGAGGGCGAGAGGUGUCUGCAGAGCAUCCGCACGAGCAAGGUGGGGGAGGUCACCGAAUGCCGCCGAGUCUUCGCCGACAAGCAGUACGGCUACGGCAGGAUACUCAGACUCCAAUACAGGUACGGGAGCAGAGAGACCGAGGGGGACGAACAGAAUGUCAUGUGUGUUGUCGCCGCGUGUGUGUGUGCAGAUUGGUGCCCAAGGACGUGAGCAAGCAGCCCAUUGUCGUGAACCGGAUAUGCAGGCCGAGACUCGGAAGCCCGCAAUCAGGCAAACGGGCAAACACCGUGUAUUUUUGACUGACACCUACGCACAAACUCGCACAAUGGGGAUGGCGGCUUGACUUUUGUGCGUUGCGUGAGGAAGCUGGGCUGCCUGGAUGGAUGGGUGUUUGGGUGGCUCUUAUCUGAGGGACGGGAUCCAGCAGUCAGUCAGUCAAUCAAUCAGCCAAUGGAUGGAUGGAUGCCGACACGGCGUAGUUUUUCUGUUGAGUGAGUGAAGACAUGCCUGUGUAGUGUCUCGCCUGUUUCUGUCACAUAUUGUUCUGGCCCAUACUGACUCAUCCGCCAUUUGUCGCUUCUCGUGUGUUUGUUGUCCUUUCUCGUCGUCACACCCAUCUGAUACCCACCAACCGACUGUCUGUCUGUCUAUCUGUCUGUCCGUGCGGCUUGUCUGACUUCACAUACGUGCUUUGUGCGUGUGUGUGUCCUUGGGGUGUGAGAGUGUGUGUGGGGGGGAGCAUAGGCUGGAGUGACUGACUGGGUGACUGGUUGACUGAGUAGAUCGGCAUCAUGGAAUGGAUGCAUCACACACUGGCCUGGGUCGAUGCAUUUGGUUGUCGAACAUGUUCGUACGUGGCGGAGGACACAGAGACAACUGCAGACCACUGACUGAUUGAAGGGAUUAUUCGCGCU